Molecule: messenger RNA, 694 nt
Organism: Photinus pyralis (common eastern firefly)
Lineage: Eukaryota; Metazoa; Arthropoda; Insecta; Coleoptera; Lampyridae
Product: Krueppel-like factor luna
Exons: 2
Coding region: 32-694 (220 amino acids)
Biological process (GO): regulation of transcription by RNA polymerase II
Molecular function (GO): DNA-binding transcription factor activity, RNA polymerase II-specific; RNA polymerase II cis-regulatory region sequence-specific DNA binding
Source: RefSeq, a predicted model, not a curated record
CACUAGUUCGGCUAAAUAGACGUGCUACGAAAUGGAGCGAUAUCUCAAGGACGAACCGAAGAUGCACCCAUCCCUCAAGAAGCUUCCAGAUGUCGACGCGACGUGGUUAAAAAUGGAGGUGGAGUGUUUGGAGGACUUUGGCGAAAGGCAUUUGGACUCGUUAAGUACAAGUUCGGCAAGUUCGACGUAUUCGUGGGACAGUACGUUAUCGUGCGCUGUGUUAGUUAAGCAAGAACCGGUAGACGACGAGGAGGACGAUGAGGACACCUACGAGGAGAGGGUUAGGGUCGAUACCGCGGAUCCGUUACAGUUAAGGCUCGUCGAUAGGAAUUCCACAACGCUAACGCCACCUUCGAGUCCGGAAUCCGGGCAGGGCCAUAGCAACGGUAGUUCGAGUGCGGGCGAACUGGACGUUUUACGAAUGGGGGGUGUUCCACGAAAUACGAUUGUGCGAGUACGUGCAUCGGGACUUACCAGAUACAUUUCAGUGGUACCUCGGGCGGCGGCACCGUCGCCCGCAUCGCCGGCGGCGCCGACGGGCGCGAAACACGCAAGAAUCGACCAUUCCCCCGACUCGAAAAGGAGGAUACACAAGUGCCAAUUUCUCGGAUGUAAAAAGGUCUACACGAAAAGUUCGCAUCUUAAAGCACACCAAAGGACACAUACAGGUAGGACUACUCUGGACUCAUUUUGA